Pogoniulus pusillus (Red-fronted tinkerbird) is the source of this 3536-nucleotide messenger RNA. It is a transcript of the gene KPNA6, whose product is annotated as karyopherin subunit alpha 6. Gene Ontology annotation, cellular component: nucleoplasm; nucleus; cytoplasm. Bases 105 to 1715 code for a protein of 536 amino acids. The transcript is spliced from 14 exons. NCBI's taxonomy places the organism in Eukaryota, Metazoa, Chordata, Aves, Piciformes, Lybiidae. The record is from RefSeq and is a predicted model, not a curated record. Gene Ontology annotation, biological process: NLS-bearing protein import into nucleus. Gene Ontology annotation, molecular function: nuclear import signal receptor activity; protein binding.
GGUUUGUCCCGUCCCGGCCGCCGUCCGCUCCCCUCUCCCUCCCUCUCCCCCGCCCGCCAUAUUGUGGCCGCCGCAGCCCGGGAGCCGCCGCCUGAGGAGCCGCGAUGGAAACCAUGGCGAGCCCUGCCAAGGACAACUACCGAAUGAAGAGCUACAAGAACAAAGCCCUAAACCCCGAGGAGAUGCGGCGGAGGAGGGAAGAGGAAGGCAUUCAGCUGCGCAAACAGAAACGAGAGCAGCAGCUCUUCAAAAGAAGAAAUGUGGAGCUGAUCAAUGAAGAUGCUUCCAUGUUUGAUAGUCUCCUUGUGGAUUCUUAUGUUAGUGCCACAACCUGUGGGGAGGGAGUGAUCACAAGAGAGAUGGUAGAGAUGCUUUUCUCAGAUGACCCUGAUCUACAGCUAGCAACCACUCAGAAAUUCAGGAAGCUACUCUCCAAAGAGCCCAACCCUCCAAUAGAUGAAGUGAUCAACACUCAAGGAGUGGUGGACAGAUUUGUUGAAUUCCUGAAAAGAAGUGAAAAUUGCACAUUACAGUUCGAAGCAGCCUGGGCGCUGACGAACAUCGCCUCGGGAACCUCCCAACAAACAAAAGUAGUGAUCGAGGCUGGGGCAGUUCCUAUAUUUAUAGAGCUGUUAAACUCUGACUUUGAGGAUGUUCAAGAGCAGGCUGUCUGGGCAUUGGGGAACAUUGCUGGAGACAGCUCUGUGUGUAGAGAUUAUGUCCUUAACUGCGCUAUCCUUCCUCCCUUAUUAAUGCUCCUUACAAAGUCCACCAGGUUGACAAUGACACGAAAUGCUGUCUGGGCCUUGUCAAACUUGUGCAGAGGGAAGAGUCCACCACCCGAAUUUGAUAAGGUGUCUCCUUGCCUGCCAGUCUUGUCCCGACUGCUGUUCAACAGCGACUCUGACUUGCUGGCAGAUGCCUGCUGGGCUCUCUCCUACUUGUCAGAUGGUCCCAACGAGAAAAUUCAAGCAGUGAUUGACUCGGGAGUGUGCCGGCGACUGGUGGAGCUGUUAAUGCACAAUGACUACAAAGUGGCCUCCCCAGCUCUGCGAGCCGUGGGCAACAUUGUGACAGGAGAUGACAUCCAGACCCAGGUGAUUCUGAACUGUUCAGCUCUGCCUUGUCUCCUUCACUUAUUAAGUAGUCCCAAGGAGUCAAUCAGGAAAGAAGCUUGUUGGACCAUAUCUAACAUCACAGCAGGAAACAGAGCACAAAUACAGGCAGUCAUAGAUGCAAACAUUUUCCCGGUGCUGAUAGAAAUCCUGCAGAAGGCAGAGUUCCGCACGAGGAAAGAGGCAGCCUGGGCCAUCACAAAUGCAACGUCAGGAGGAACUCCUGAGCAGAUCAGGUACUUGGUAAACUUGGGCUGUAUCAAGCCUCUUUGUGACCUGCUGACUGUUAUGGACUCCAAGAUCGUUCAGGUGGCAUUGAAUGGGCUGGAGAACAUCCUGAGGCUUGGGGAACAAGAGGCCAACCAGAGCAGGACAGGCAUCAACCCCUACUGCAGCCUGAUUGAGGAGGCCUACGGUUUGGAUAAGAUAGAAUUCCUCCAGAGCCACGAGAACCAAGAGAUCUACCAGAAGGCCUUUGACCUGAUUGAGCACUACUUCGGCGUAGAAGAUGACUCUGCUCUAGCCCCUGAGGUAGACGAGAACCAGCAGCAAUUCAUCUUCCAGCAACCUGAAGCUCCCAUGGAAGGUUUCCAGCUAUAAUGUGCCUGGAUUGGCUUCAAGAAAGAAGAAACCAACAAAACCCACAACAAAAAAAAAACCCAAAACCAAACCACCACGAACUUGCUGGAAAGGAACCUGGGAGCAGCUGCUGGUUCCAUCCCCUCCUUGCAAACAGAAGGCUGAACACCCACUCCACCUGUUAGGAGACAAACAUCUUCCUUCAAACAACUAGAAGCAGUGCUUUGUCCUCUGGGAGAAGGAGAUGUUCUUCCACUGUAUUCUUUUGGGUUGGUUGUUUUUUGCUGCUGCAUUACAGUGUCCUUAAAGCAGGCAUCUGGGUGGAGGAAGGACACUUGAGGUAACAGAUAUUUUUUUGCACCUCUUAGGGUGGUUGAGUUGAUUCUUUUUUGUUGUCGUUGUCAUCUUCUUUGUGGUGAUCUCUUCCCAACUGUCACACUUCUUACCUCGGGUACUUUUGAGAUGUCAGUGUUGGGGUAGGGGUGGGAGGGAAGAACACAAAUAGACAACCUUAAGCAUCCUGACAAGAAUCAUUCUGGAAGCCUGAGGUUGAUCUAUUUAAUGAGUUCCCUUUUUUUGUUGUUGUUGUUUUUGAGUUCUCUUUUUUGGGUUGGGUUUUUUGUUUGUUUUUUUUUUGCACAUGUUGCUCUUUAUUAAAGACUCUCAUUUGCCAAGAGCCAAGUUCUUUUUUAAACCCUGGCCUUUCUACAAGCCUCCUUUCAGUGGACAGCCCUGUUGAACUUGGGCCAAGUUCCCCUGCAAUAUACUGUAAAUGGACAAAGAAAUUGGGCAGGAUUUUUCUCUCUUGAUGGGGUGGGCAGAGGGAAGCUUCUUCCCCUGGUUUAACUUCUUUUUUUUUUGGGGGGGUGUAGUUGUUUUUUGUUUUGCUUUGGAAGAACUUAGUGAUAUUUACAAGCAGAAAACACAGAGAGGCACCAAGCCCUCCCCAAAAUACUAACUCUGAAGAGGGGUGGUUUGAAACAGAAAGCACAGCUGCCCUUGCACAGGCUUUGUUUGCAUUGCUACUGACCGAAGUCACCGAACUGUUGACAUGGUGAAAACUCAUCUUCAUCUUUACUUGAAACAUUGUUGGGUUGAGGUCUCUUUAUUUUUGUUAUCCCCCAUCAGAACCUAUUUUUGGGGUUGUUUUGUUUUGUUUUUUUUUUAGUUUCUUUUCUAUUUGUUUUCCUGGCUUAGGAGGAGGAGGAGGAGGAGAAGGAGGAGCUGGCUCCACUCGCUCCACGGCGGUGUUGUGUGCGGUGUUCACUUUGGGUAAUGCCAGGGCUUGGCUUUUCCAGGUUUGACCUCCUGCUCACAGUUUGGAUCUGUGUACAUUUUACUUAAAAAAAAAACCAAAAAAACAGACAAAAAAAAAAAAAGGAGGAAAAAAAAAAAAAAGAGUUAAAUCUGAGUAUUUUUUAUAUUAUAUAUAGGUAGAUAUUUGUCUAAUUGGGCUUCAGAGAAAGGAAAUCCUAUAUGAAAUUGCUGUAAUUUAAUGUAAAUAGAGCACUGUGAGGCAGGGCAGGCCUGGAAACGAUGGCUCCAGCUCACUUUGACUGGUUGUCCUGCUUCUCUUCCUCUCUUCACUCACGUACUGUAUCAGCAAGCAUAGAGUUGUCUUAAAACUCCUCUGCCAGGGUUGAGUUCAUUGUAGCCAGCAGUUCAUUAAACAGAAGCCGACGGGCUAGGCUCUGGAGAACAAAAACACUUGUGGGGUGUGGGGGAGAGCCUGGCUGCUGCUGUCUGGGGUGAGAGGCAAAGGGUGGUGCUCACCCAGCAGCCUGAGCUCUGGUUUGAACCCAAUUGAUUGUGAAAUGAAUAAACUCCAUCUGUGCAGUUUGA